Molecule: messenger RNA, 4112 nt
Organism: Carcharodon carcharias (great white shark)
Lineage: Eukaryota; Metazoa; Chordata; Chondrichthyes; Lamniformes; Lamnidae
Gene: lemd3
Product: LEM domain containing 3
Exons: 13
Coding region: 39-2537 (832 amino acids)
Biological process (GO): negative regulation of BMP signaling pathway; nuclear envelope organization
Cellular component (GO): nuclear inner membrane
Molecular function (GO): chromatin DNA binding
Source: RefSeq, a predicted model, not a curated record
GACGUCAGUUCCGGCAGCCUCACGCCUCGCGCGGUAAGAUGGCGGCGCAGUUAACGGACGCGGAAUUGUUUUCGGAAUUGAAAAAGUUCGGUUUGGUCCCGGGCCCCGUGACCGAGAGCACGCGCCCCGUCUACCUGAAGAAGCUCAAGAAGCUGCGCGAGGAGCGCGGCGCGCGGCCCAAAACCAGGAACGGCGGUAGCGGGGCAGGCCCGGGCCUGGGCCUCGGCGGGGCCACCACCCCCACUCCUCCCCCUGCAGCCCCCAGCAAGCUGCUGGGCUUCAGCUCGGACGAGUCGGACGCCGAGCCCAACAGCAGAGGCCAGGCCGGCAAGAGGCCGAGCAGGACGGAUAAAGCUUCGGGCGACUGCCCCCGCCCGCGGCCUAGUCACAGCAAAGGGAGGAGCACACCUCAGAGAAUGGUGAACAGCAACAAUAACAGCAGCGGCGGCGGUGGAGCGGGAGCUGCUGCUUCGGCCGGGAGAAGCAACUCCACCCCCUGGUGGAGGCCGAACCCGAGCGGCGGCGUCCAGCAGGCGCCGGAGGAAGAAGAACAGCCUCCGGGAACCGAGCUGCAGAACAACAACAGCAGCAGCAGUCGAGUCUCCUACGUUAGGGACGGUAAUUACUCCGACUCCGAGGAUGAACGGGAAGAGCGAGGCCGGCGGCCCAACUCCAGGCGGAGUCAGUCCAAGAAAUUGCUGGCUAUGUCGGGCACCGUUAAUAGUCAUAACCCGGGGGCGAUGGUAGAGGAAAGCGGCGCCGGCAGGAGAGGCGGCGCCAGGCGGAUCCACGACGUCGCCGGCGGUCCUUACUGUCUAGACACAAGGAGAGACCAACUGGAGGAGGAGGAGGAUCAGAGGGAGAAAGACGCCACAGCAGAGCCCACCAUGUUAUUGCGGUUCCGUAAUUCCUCAUCCAAAAAGAUUGGCCCAGGAGUCCUGGCAGCAGAGAGGGAGAAUCUCUAUAAGAGCAGCUCCAGAAACAAUAAUCACGUCGGCACCAUAAGUCCAUCCAUUCACAACAGUAAUUUUAUCACCAGUCGAAGUGGCCCCUCGUCCUCCCUUUUGAUCAAUGCCAAUCAUUCAAACCAUACGGGCAGUAACCACAUUUACAGUACUUACAAUCGUAAAACCUCUAGAGAGCCUGAGGAAGAACUGCUACAGCAGUUUAAAAGGGAGGGGGGUUCGACUACUGGUGGAUUCAGUGCACACUACCUAUCCAUGUUUCUUUUGACUGCUGCAUGUCUGUUUUUCCUCAUAUUGGGACUUACCUAUAUAAGGAUGAGGGGUUCAGGAGGAACAGAAGGAGGCGUUCUGAACGUAAAAUCUCAGUCAUUUGGAAUAGAUGAUAAGGUUGAAGAAAAAAGAGUAAUUUUGAUUAUUCUUCAUAGACUGCAUGAUCAUCUAGCAAAAAUAGCAGGAGACUAUGAUUGUGGAGAUCAUGUCCAUUAUAAAAACAGAAGUCUUUCUGUCCAAGAUGCUGCUGAAUAUGUGACUGUCCUUGAUCCUAAUCAUGAAGAGAAAUUUAAUGGUUCACUACAGUGGAUUUUACAGAGUACAGAUGACUUGGGUAUAAAGUUACUUGGCAGUGACUCGGAUGUAAAGGUAAAUGAUGUGAGUGAAGUACAGUACCUGGAAUCCACCCAUCCACAGAUGUCAUUCAUCUGCCGCUUUCGCCGUGCAUUUUUAACUGUCUUGCACAGAAUGUUUAUAUUCCUUGUGGGUGUGGGAAUUGUGUGGGGAGUGCUUCAUUACAUGAAGUAUCGUUGGCGGAAGGAAGAGGCAGAAACCAGACAGAUGUAUGACAUGGUGGAAAGAAUCAUAGAUGUUCUGAGAAGCCACAAUGAAGCCUGCCAAGAAAAUAAGGACUUGCAGCCCUAUUUGCCUAUUCCCCAUGUACGUGAUUCUCUCAUACUACCCCAGAAUAGGAAAAAAAUGAAAAAGGCAUGGGAGAGAGCUGUGGUUUUUGUUGAAACCAAUGAGUCCCGUAUUCGGAAAGAAACCCAAAGAAUAGGGGGAGGAGACUUCUUGGUUUGGAGGUGGACUCAGCCAUCUUCAGCUUGUGAUAAAAUAACAGUUGUGCCGUCCAAAGUAUGGCAAGGAAAAGCCUUCCACCUUGAUGGUAGAAAUUCUCCACCUAACAGUUUGACACCUUGUUUAAAGAUCCGCAACAUGUUUGACCCAGUCAUGGAGAUUGGGGAUGACUGGCAUGUUGCAAUUCAGGAAGCAAUCCUAGAAAAAUGCAGUGACAAUGAGGGAAUUGUUCAUAUUGCAGUGGAUAAGAACUCGCGUGAGGGUUGUGUGUAUGUGAAGUGUUUGUCUCCAGAAUAUGCUGGCAAGGCUUUUAAAGCACUUCAUGGCUCAUGGUUUGAUGGAAAACUAGUGACUGUAAAAUAUCUGAGACUAGAUCGUUAUCAUUAUCGUUUCCCCCAGGCUGUCCAUUGCAACACUCCCUUAAAGCCAUCAAAUAGGUACAUGAAUUCAAUGUCACAUCUGCGUCUUCUGACCAACACAGCUAACUCACAAGGAGCCUCAUGAGACCUCUCCUACCCCUGCCAGUACUGUUACACUGCAGCAAGAGAAGUCCUGCUUGAAUGCUCUGUCUUCCUUUUUAUUGCUUUUAUAUGUACACUUUUUGUAUUAUAAGGAAUGCAUCUUUUAUGCCAAGAUGCCAGGAAGCUGGAGAAAAUUUCCAAAGGAGCUAUCUGUAGCAUUGGUGUACUGGGGUAAAAAGUAGUGACGUCGACAUGAAACAAGGUAUGGCUUUCAUACAAUGGUUAUUAAUUCUUAGGCUAUGGACUGGGCAUGAACAGUUUUGUUUACUGGAAAUUAAUUAUUUUUUUAGGUAUAUUAGAGAUUAAUCAUGUACACUACGGUCCAAUCGUAUUUGACCACUGAGCUAAAGGAGAGAAUAUCAACAGGUCUGACUCGACUGCUCAAAACCUCUUGCAUUUUUGGAAUAAUGAAUUGCAGUGCUAGAAUGUAAAUUUGAGUGUAGUUUGGCACAGGACAGCCAUCUGAUAGCACUGCAGGGAAACUUUUUGGGUAAUAGGAAAGAGCAAGUACACAAAUAUAUAGGGCACAUUUCAACAGAGCUGUUUUAGAUGAACUUUAACACCAAAAAGGACAGCUUUAUGGUGUAACUGUCUGCUUAACAAUGAGAUACAACUUUAUUUGUGCACUAAACAUGUCUGGAUUAAAAAUGGAUUAAAAUAGCACCAUCAUGCAGAGAGAAGAAAACCAGCUGCGUGGUGUGAAGUGUCAUAAUUUGCAGAAUGACACUGUGCAGGUUACUCAAUGCAAAAAAAAAACUUAGUUGAUUAGCAACUUGGUCUAUCUUUCAUUAAUCAGUAAAUACACGCAAUCUGAGUAAUGGAACCAUUUGCAGAAUGAGUACAGUUUAACACAUUCAUUUAAUCCUGCUUUUAUUCACUGUUUGUUCCAAAUUUAGGUCAUAAUCUGCAGUUAAGAGUGUUUCAGCAUGGAAUUGCACAAAUGCACAAUUUACUCAGUAAACAUGAUGCACACUACCUGCAGCAGAGCCUUACUGUGCCUUACCUUUGUGUGCUUGAUACAGGCACUGUAAUGAAUAGGAAUGUAGGUUAAUUCCCAGUUUUAAAGCGUUCCACUUCGAAAACUAUCUGGUUUGUUCUGUACAGCUUUUUGUUGCACUUUGGUUUAAAAGUUGUACUAAGAGUAAAGCAAGGAAUCUUGCUGUACCUUGUGUGCAUCGUAUGAUGGUGUUAAUAUUAUUCAUGUUUUUGGGCCAACCCGUGGUGCACCUGAUUGUUGAUCUGUUGUAAGAGUGAAUGUAUAAGUGGAUGUGGCAUUUUUUAAGAAAAGGGGCACCGCUUGAUGCAGAUGCAUCUUUGAAUUUUCCAGCUUCUAUGAUGUAUUUCAUUUUAUGUAAACAUUGUACAUUUAUAUAUUGUAAUAUGUACCAUUAUGCAGCUUAUUUUGCUUAUAACUGUUAAGAUUGACAAUAUCCCUACCUGCAAGACAGAUGGGAAGGUGUAUAAUAUCCAGAAGUUCAAAAAGUUCAGAUGUUUAAUGUAAUUUGUCAUUUGUCUUGUAAAAACACUCUAAUUAAAGGUUUACUAGGGGUUUUUAAAA